This is a messenger RNA of Gymnodraco acuticeps, 2494 nucleotides long. It is a transcript of the gene stx19, whose product is annotated as syntaxin 19. The record is from RefSeq and is a predicted model, not a curated record. Gene Ontology annotation, biological process: intracellular protein transport; synaptic vesicle fusion to presynaptic active zone membrane; exocytosis. The transcript has 5 exons. The coding region runs from base 229 to 1131 and encodes 300 amino acids. NCBI's taxonomy places the organism in Eukaryota, Metazoa, Chordata, Actinopteri, Perciformes, Bathydraconidae. Gene Ontology annotation, cellular component: endomembrane system; SNARE complex; synaptic vesicle. Gene Ontology annotation, molecular function: SNARE binding; SNAP receptor activity.
UGGUAGCUUAACAGUUACAGUGAAAGCAAGGAGAUCUGAAAAUGAUGUAAUUAUAUCAAAUAAUGUGUUUGUUUUGGAUUAUGUUCCUGGUGAACUCUGGGAAAACUCAGCAGGACACCCAUGAUGGAAUUCUAACAUCAAGCUACUUCUCGUCAGAUUUGACAACACAUCACAUUCUACAAAAACUGUUUGUCCUGAGGACGAAGCUUUGGUGAAAGUUCUUCCACGAUGAGAGACCGCUUGGAGGAGCUGAGGAAGAGGACUCAAGACUAUUCUGAGGCAGCAUCUGAGAACAGCGUCUCUCCCUCAGUGGAGGUUGAUAAUGACGACUCUAUGGCGGCCAUAACGCCACAGGCUGUGAUGUUCGAGGAAGAGCCGGUCAUUAAGAAUUUCCUGUUUGAGGCCCAACGAAUCAGAGAUGAUAUCACAGUGCUGGACACAGAGGUCCUUAAGUUUGGACAGCAGCAAAAGACCGUGGUUGCAACCAUGCGUCAUUUCAGUGUGAUGAAGAAGGAGAGCAGUAUAACCCGGGACAUCAAGCUCAAGGCCGAGAGCCUCCAUCGACGCUUAGAUGCUCUUUCAAAACAGGUCCAAAGGACUGAGGACCAACUGGGACCUAAUGCUGUUACAACCAGAAUACAACUCUCCCAGCAUGCAUCACUACACUCCAAAUUCCAGCAGGUAAUGUGGCAGUAUAAUGAAGGUCUGCCGACGAAGCAGGAGCGCUGUAAGCAUUUCAUUAUCCGGCAGCUGGAGGUAUCUGGAAGGGAUGUGACGGAGGACGAGGCAAAUGAAAUGGUGACCACAGGAAAAUGGGAGGUGUUCAAUGAGAACCUGCUGAAUGAUGCCAGAAUCACACGAUCACAACUAUCUGAGAUUGAACAGCGACACAAGGAGCUGUUGAGUCUGGAGAACAACAUGAGGGAGCUGAGUGACCUGUUUAUGGACAUUUUCAUGUUGGUGGAGGAACAAGGCUCCUACAUUGAGAACAUCCAGACCAAUGUGGAGAGGUCUCAGGAUUAUGUGGCUAAAUCUAAUGAACAAUUCAAGAUGGCCGCCAGAUACAAGAAGAAUAACCCACUGCGACAGCUGUGCUGCUGUUGCUGCCCACCCUGGAGAUUUUGCUUAUAAACAUGUGUUCACCUCAACGUUCUUUCCGAGUAACAUUUUAUAUUAGAAGUCUCACUUACUUGUUGGGAAUAAGGAACUUUGGAUUCAAGUACCAUUAAAGUGAAGGUUAUUACGGCUCUGUCGUUUUGCUGUUGAACAGUGUGAAGGUGAAGAUAGAUUCAGCAGAGCAUGGAAAACAAUUAGGGUGAAAGCCAGAAUUGGUAUUUGAAGCACUUGUUUCUUUCAAGAGGAUGUGAGACAACUGCUAUUGGAAGAGACAGUUCAGUGAGUGCUGCUCACCAACACUGCUGCUUAUUGGAGACCUUCACUGUCAUCUGACAGAGGUCACAAACAAGCCGAGACCACUGCCUCUCACUGCUGGAUCAGCAAGACCCAAGACAAGACGUCAAGACUUCUACCAAUGAGCCUCUUAGCUUUCCUCUGUCACAGGACCACAUGUGACCAUUUAUUUGUGUAUACAUUAUGUGCACUUUAAGACUUAUCUAUUUUUUUCAUCUAAAUUUAAAAUGUACCCUUGUGGGAAAAGAUACGCUUUCUUAAACGUGUCGAUUCUUUAUCCAUUAAUUUCCUUCUUGGUCCACAUGGUCGUGAAAUAGACCACUUGUUUCACAAUUAGUCACUAUUCUAAUUUGCAUUUCAAAGUAUGGUAAUUUGGGGUGAAUUUUUUUUAAUUCUUUUAUUCAACUUCACAGAGGUGGGGAUUCAAGUAAAACGUUGAAUAACGACGAUCCUUGAUCAAAAUAUUUCCGCCCUGGUGACAAACUGCAGAAAAUGAAAAAGUUGAAAAAUAAGAUUGAAGUUUAUUAUUGGAGGAAAUAUUUCCUUUCCCUAGAUUAAUUUUUUAUUUGGGAUAUGGUGAAACUGUGACAUUGUUCCAAUGAAAAAUGCUGGCAUCUAUUUGUAUAAUAGUUUUAAUUAUUAUUAAAAUGAUAAUGACGCUAAAAAAGAAAGAAGUGGCUGUUAAGCAGGAGAAGGGCUCUCACCUAGGAGUUAUCCAGCAGAAUGGAUUUGAACAGAUCAGCACACUCACACCUGUUAACUGGUUAUAGUUAAAUUGUUCACGCUUUACUUCAUGCAGAGUAGAAAUUACUGUCACAUUUUCCUGGAGGGUGUUGCGACUAACAUAUUAAGAGUCACUAAUUAAUUUCAGGAGACUUUAUGCUUUUUCUCACGUACCAGCAAAAUGGCUCUUAACUAGCCUCUCAUCAGCUGUGAGAUUCUUUAGUGAAUCAAUGACCCAUGGUGUCUGGUGUCCAGGACAAAAUAAAGGUGAAGAAAGUGUGCCAGAUAUAGCCUGGAAAAUCCGGUUUGUCCGCUUUUCCCGAAUAGCUCCCAGGCUACUAGAUGUUCCUGUAGGGAAGGG